Encephalitozoon intestinalis ATCC 50506 is the source of this 804-nucleotide messenger RNA. RefSeq lists its product as uncharacterized. The transcript has a single exon. Lineage: Eukaryota; Fungi; Microsporidia; Unikaryonidae. The record is from RefSeq and is a predicted model, not a curated record. The coding region runs from base 1 to 804 and encodes 267 amino acids.
AUGGAUGAAGCUGUUGAGAAACUAGAACUAGUUUUGGAGAGCAAAGUUGAAAAUCUUCCUGAGAAGAUAAUGGAUGCAUUAGAAGACCUUGUGCAGGCAUCUUUGGAAUGUUCAUCAGAAGAAAUGGUAGAGUACGAGCUAGACGAAAUUCUUAUUAAUGCCUUUGAUAAGACAUCGCAUAAGGACCACAAGAGACUUAUGGAGAUGCUUCUGGACCUCAUGUCAUGCAUGCGAGAUCCUCGUAACAUCUAUCCAGCAGUAGAGAAGUACUUUAGUCCUGAGUGCAACUUUUCGAUGGAUGCCGCCAAAGUAAUUUUUGUGAUGAAGAGGGACUUUGGAUUUGAGUUUGAUGGCUUUCUUAGCACUCUCCUGGAUUGUAUUAGACCCGAAAACAUUGAAAACGAUACUGAGAGGAGACUGUUUUUUAUUCUAAUGGUUUUAGAUAAUGGUUCUGUCCCACUUGUUGUAACCAAAGCAUUUGUUAAGAAGCUCUGUAAUGUCUCUCUGCAGGUCAAGUCCUCAUGCUGCCACAAGAUACUUUGGGGAGUCCUAUGGAUUAUGAGAUUCCAUCCAAUGGCAUAUGCGAUGGCAAAGAGAGAAAGCUUUGAAAAGGAUCUUGAAUGGAAUGUGUCUGUUACGAUUAACCAAUUUCAACCGUAUCUAUUUGAGCUUGAUAUAUUAAGUGAAUCUCUAAAAGGAAUCCAAAAAGUUGUUAGUCUCAUCAAGCGCGAGGCAAUGGAUGCCAAAAACAGACCAAAGCUCCUAUCCCUGGACAAUGUUAUUUUUCCAAAACUAGAGAUUUAG